GUCACGUUCUCCAGAAGCCGCAGAGAGGAUCUCUCGAGCUGUUGCGGGCUUCGGCCGCUACCCGAAGAACAGGCAGGCCAUCGGCCUGAAGUCGGACGCCAGCGGGGCGCUGCGGCUCGAGGACAUCAUGACCACGUGGGGCGAGAAGCAGGGCUUCACCGAGAAGGAGGUGCUCCACGCGCUCCGCAGGCACAUGUUCCACGACGACGAGCCGGACCAGCGCGGCCAGGGUGCCCUGCGAUUCGCCAUAGACAGCGACGCGUUCGGCAGCAUCAUUAUCAAGGUGCUGCCCAAGAAGCGGAAGCCAGCGCUGGAGGAG
Prorocentrum cordatum is the source of this 319-nucleotide messenger RNA. The record is from the annotation of a GenBank genome assembly. NCBI's taxonomy places the organism in Eukaryota, Dinophyceae, Prorocentrales, Prorocentraceae.